Talaromyces proteolyticus is the source of this 2061-nucleotide messenger RNA. RefSeq lists its product as uncharacterized. Lineage: Eukaryota; Fungi; Ascomycota; Eurotiomycetes; Eurotiales; Trichocomaceae. The record is from RefSeq and is a predicted model, not a curated record. The coding region runs from base 1 to 2061 and encodes 686 amino acids. The transcript is spliced from 4 exons.
AUGGACGCCAAGCCCGGCUUCCCCAGCCAGACUCGUCCUGCUGCAUCGCAACCCACCACGCACGCAUACGAGCAGGUGUUUCCCGUCUUUGCAGAGCAGGAGAAGCAGGAGUCAGACGCGACAGCCACAGCGACAGCACGACGUCCCUCGACCACUGCACCCCGCCGCAAUGUGCACCUCCAACCCACAACAGUAUCGGCACAGGUGCGCCCGCCGCGCAAGGCCAACGGCCGAUCGCCAUUGUUCUGGGUGAACGCUGACGUGCAGUCCGUCAAGGGAGGAUCGAGGGAGGAGACGCUGAAACGGAUUCGAUCGCACGUCAUGUCCGAGCACAACCGGAAGAAGCGGCUGGAGAAUACUCGACGGUAUAACAAGAACAAGACAUGGAAGAACCUCGCUUUUCGGCCGGAUCCUGCGGCCACCAGCAAGUCGAGCCAGUCGCCGCCGACUUUUUUCACAUCAGGCUCGUCGACCUCAUCCUCGUCGUCGCCGGAGCAUGCGAGUUCAAAGGACUCUGCGUCGCCGGAGAGCGGGGACGACUUGCCUACAGGCGCGGUGCAAAAGAUGCAGCAGGAUAGUAAUACUUUUAUCGCGGAUACGGAUACAUUCAUUGUAAAUACGGCUCCUGAGAUGGUUGAGAGUGUGCAGGUAGACCCGUUGCAGCAGGGUGAGAUUCUGCUUGCGCAUCCUUGGUCGUAUAUAGGCGUUGGGGGAAGCGACCCGUUCAAUGCCGUUCAAGUGUCGGUUUCGAAUUCGCAUUUCCAGCAUCUUCAUACCUUCUUGUACAUUCUCGUCGGACAAGCAGCGCCGUUUCAGAACCACGGUAUCCCAUCGUUACAGAGUCACUGGACUGCAUUAAUCCAGUCCAGUCCAGUUCUGAUGCACUCGGCCAUCACUCUGGCAGCCACACACAAGGCGUUGUCCGUCGGCGUCUUCUUCGCAGAUCCGGCAACGCAGCGUGGGAGUUCGUUCAUCCUCGACAGGCUGUACCAUCGGGGCGAGACUAUCAAGCUGAUCAAUUCGGAUCUAUCGGACCCGUCGAGAGCGUCGAGCGAUGCUUUGAUAGCGGCGGUGGCUCUGAUGAUAGGGAUUGAGAUUGUCGGCGGCCAUCUCGACUGGAUCAUGAUCCAUCUGAAUGGUCUACGCAAGAUCGUUUCGCUGCGGCAGAAUUUCUCAGACAUCGCCAAACACGUACGAUGGCAAAUCGAGUGGACCGACAUCCGCGCCGCCUGCAAGAAAAUGUCCCAACCAAUCUUCCCCUUCAUCCGCUACACCAUGCCCGAACACACACCCGCAAUCCUCUUCCCUGAAAACGCUGGACCCCUCGCCUCCAAUCUCCGCGCUCUCGCCCUCGUCCCCGGCCUCUUCGGCAUCGAAAUGCGCCGCACGAUCGACGACCUAACCUCACUCACGAUCUUCUGCGAAAUCUACAAAACCCACAAGCCCCAACCCCUCUCCUCCGCACCCCCGCUGCUCUGCGAGCCGGACAUUGAGGAAUACUUCAACAACGAAGUCCUCUACAUCGAAUACACUCUCUGCAACGACCGCUUUACAUCCUUCCCUACCCACCCAACUCCUGUCCUGCGCGGCGACGACACCAUCGAAGGCGGCGUGCGCCUCGCCAUGCUCUUGUUCCACAACACCAUCACCUGGGCCUGGUACCCUGCAGUUGGCCCGAUCUUCUGCGCGCCCAUCUUCGCACUCGAAACGGGGGUCCGCAAUGGGCUCGCUGCGGGAAAUUACGAAUCGGCUCACCCCCUCCUCAUCUGGAUCGGGUUUAUCGGGUACUGCGCGGCGAAAUUGAUACCCCCAAGUCGCGCUUUUUUCCUCGAUGUGGUGAUUUCCGCUAUCAAGACGAGUAAUAUUACCAAUAACACACUCCAAAUCGCAGGGGGCAUGGGUGUAGAUACGGAUUAUACCCAAUCUGAACGAAUCGAUUCCUUCGACUCAUUGGAGGAUCUGCUGCAGCGGUAUUUCUACGUGCCGCGCUGUUAUCGCGACGAGGCGCGGGAGUUAUGGGCGAUUAUUCAAACGGACUUGAUUCAAGUUGGACUUGAGUAG